Cryptomeria japonica (Japanese cedar) is the source of this 1896-nucleotide messenger RNA. RefSeq names its product homeobox-leucine zipper protein ROC7-like. Gene Ontology annotation, biological process: regulation of DNA-templated transcription. Lineage: Eukaryota; Viridiplantae; Streptophyta; Pinopsida; Cupressales; Cupressaceae. The transcript has 11 exons. The coding region runs from base 1 to 1896 and encodes 631 amino acids. Gene Ontology annotation, molecular function: lipid binding; DNA-binding transcription factor activity, RNA polymerase II-specific; DNA binding. The record is from RefSeq and is a predicted model, not a curated record.
AUGAGUGAUAAUUGUGAAGGAGAUAGAAAUAGUGGCCACAAUGAAUAUGGAGGAGCAAGCUCGAUAGAGAGAAAGAAUUUGGGCAGAAAACAUACUCGUUAUACUAGUGAUCAAGUUGAAGUAAUGGAAGAAGUGUUUAAGAUGUUGCAACAUCCUGACGAAAAGGACAGACAAGAACUAAGCACUAAACUGGGUCUCACAUCACAGCAAAUUAAAUUCUGGUUUCAGAACCGGCGCACCCAAGUAAAGGUUCAGCAGGAGCGUACUGACAACGCUAAUUUGCGUACGGAAAACGAGAGAUUCCGACUGGAUAGACAGGCGCUGGGAAAUACACUUAACAAUAUCAGGUGUCAAACGUGCGGAGGAUCUAAUUUCAUGACAGAGAUGGUUUGCAAACAGCAAAGCUUGGCUCUAGAAAAUGAGCUUUUAAGAACGGAGAUUGAAAAACUGAAAGCAGUUGCCUCGAAUUGUGUUGGAAGAACAAUCCCCUUGUUAGAAACCAGAGCAGAUCAAUCACAGAUGAUGUACUCUUCACACCAUGAAGAGGGAAGCUCAGGACAGAACCAGAUUACAUUGCCCACACCCACUUGUGUUUCAUUGGAUGAAUCCUCGGCAAUGGAAGCUGCGCAAAAGGCCACUGAAGAAUUUAUCUGGAUGGUAGACGCAAACGAGCCUGUUUGGGUGAAGAAACCUUUUGCGGAUGGUACAAUAAAAAUUCUGAAUACCAAUGAGUUGUACGGAACAUUUCCUCAGGGCAUGGGGUUCAGCAGCAACAUGAAGAGAGAAGGCAGCAGGGACACCUCAAUUGUUUCUAUCACAGGAGCUGAAUUGGUUGAUCUCUUCAUGGAUGUGAAUAAAUGGAAGAAAAUAUUUUCAUUAAUUGUAACAAGAGCAGGGACCUUGCAAGUUGUGUCUCAAGGGGUUGGUGGUCACAGAAAUGGUUUACUUCAACUGAUGUAUGCUGAGCUACAGAUUCUAUCUCCUCUUUUUCCCACGAGACAUAUAUCUUUUCUUCGGUUUUCCCAGCAGCCAACCAAUGGAAUGUGUAUAGUGGUAGACUUUUCUCUAGAAAAUUUGAACUACAGUAUUUCGCCCUCCGUUGGAUGGUACCAUAAGCAUCCGUCUGGAUGUGUUAUACAAGAUAUGCCUAAUGGGUGUUCAAAGGUGAUUUGGAUAGAGCAGGGUGAGACAGAUUAUAGAAUAGUUCAUAAAAUAUUUGAGCAAGUCAUCAACAGCGAAAUGGCCUUUGGCGCCCAGCAUUGUCUGACAUGCUUGCAGAGCUGUUUACCGGACAAAUAUGAUAAGAUUGGCGCAGAACAUAAGCAGUCAAUUUGUUGCAAACAUAACAACGACCCUAUUAAAAUCACAACAAGAAACGCUUCCGAAGUCGGACAAUCCAGUGGUGUUAUUGUCUGUGUUGGAACUUCUAUCAAGCUUUCUGUCCCCCCAAACGUACUGUUUAAUUUUUUGGGGGAUGAGCGAACCGCAUCAAAGUACAAACUAUUAUCAUGUGGAGAAUGGAAGGAACUCACAAGCAUUGGAAAUGGAUCAGACCCUUCAAAUUGCAUUUCAUUGUUUGCUGUUUAUUGUGAAGGCGAGACAGAGAAGAUGCUGAAACAAAGUUACAGAGACGCAUCGGGGUCUUUUUGUGUGUAUACAGCCAUUAAUGUUGACAUCAUCCAUGGUAAGGAUGCUUCUUCAUUACCCAUUGCCGCUCAUCAUGGAUUUGCAGUACUACCAUAUCAUACUUCAACUGCCGUUAAUUCACUUAUACCAACCACUAUAUUACAUGAGGAAGCCUCGGCCACCAGCCUUGACAGUGUAGGUUCAGUACUUACACUAAUAUUCCAAAAUAUUGAGACAGAGUUUACCAACUGCAGUCUGAGCGGUGCAUAA